UCAGUGCGCCGCGCGCGCACACGUGAGCAGCGUGGCAGGCAGCUAUAGAAGCAGAGCAAUGCGCUCAAGGCGAAUUCGUUACCUUGUGUAAGUUUGUGACGCGCUCAUUUGCAUAAACUGUACUUGUAGGGUGGGCUUGUUCAACGGGGAACACGGCCAACAAAAGUUUACCCUCCCAACUCAAACUACGAGGAUUCGCAAUGCAGACAGCAAAAGUUUCAGACACUCCUGUGGAGUUCAUCGUCGAGCACCUGCUGAAGGCAAAAGAGAUUGCAGAGAAUCAUGCAAGUGUUCCAGUCGAACUUCGUGAUAAUCUUCAGAAGGCUCUGGACAUUGCUAGUGGACUGGACGAAUACCUCGAACAAAUGAGCAGCAAGGAGAGUGAACCAUUGACUGAGUUGUAUAGGAAAUCAGUUUCUCAUGACUGGAAUAAGGUUCAUGCGGAUGGAAAAACCUUAUUUAGGCUUCCUGUUACAUGCAUCACCGGACAGGUAGAAGGUCAAGUAUUGAAGAUGCUGGUACAUAUGAGCAAAGCGAAGAGGGUCUUAGAGAUAGGAAUGUUCACAGGAUAUGGGGCCUUGUCAAUGGCAGAGGCCUUACCAGAAAAUGGCCAACUUAUCGCCUGUGAGCUUGAGCCUUACCUCAAAGACUUUGCACAACCUAUAUUUGAUAAAUCUCCUCAUGGGAAAAAGAUAACUGUGAAGACUGGACCUGCUAUGGAUACUCUGAAGGAAUUGGCUGCCACAGGAGAGCAGUUUGACAUGGUUUUUAUCGACGCGGACAAGCAGAACUACAUCAACUAUUAUAAGUUCCUCCUGGACCAUAACCUUCUGCGGAUCGAUGGUGUUAUAUGUGUCGACAACACGCUGUUUAAAGGCAGAGUUUACCUCAAGGACUCUGCGGAUGAAAUGGGAAAAGCAUUGCGAGAUUUUAAUCAGUUUGUCACAGCUGAUCCUCGAGUAGAGCAGGUCAUAAUUCCGCUGAGAGACGGACUCACUAUAAUACGAAGAGUGCCCUACACACCUCAGCCAAAGUCACAGAGUACUGCAGUGACCUAUGAUGAGGUGUUCAGAGGAGUCCAAGGGAAGGCAGUUCUGGACAGGUUACGUUUGGAUGGGAAAGUGGCCUAUGUAACAGGGGCCGGUCAAGGCAUCGGCAGGGCUUUCGCACAUGCUCUUGGAGAGGCUGGAGCCAAAGUCGCCAUCAUAGACAUGGACAGAGGAAAGGCUGAGGAUGUGGCGCAUGAACUGACUUUGAAAGGCGUUUUAAGCAUGGCUGUAGUAGCGGACAUUAGCAAACCAGAGGAUGUCCAGAAGAUGAUUGACGACAUCGUUUUAAAAUGGGGCACAAUUCACAUUGCUUGUAACAAUGCUGGCAUCAACAAAAACUCUGCAAGUGAGGACACCAGCUUAGAAGAAUGGGACCAAACCUUUAACGUGAACCUCAGAGGCACUUUCAUGUGCUGCCAGGCGGCCGGUCGUGUCAUGCUGAAGCAAGGAUACGGCAAGAUAAUCAACACAGCUUCCAUGGCCAGUUUAAUAGUGCCGCAUCCACAGAAGCAGCUGUCCUAUAACACGUCCAAAGCUGGAGUAGUGAAACUCACUCAAACCCUGGGCACAGAAUGGAUCGACCGAGGUGUUCGAGUCAAUUGCAUCUCACCUGGUAUUGUUGACACCCCUCUCAUCCAUUCAGAGAGUCUGGAGCCUCUAGUUCAGCGCUGGCUGUCAGAUAUCCCAGCCGGACGACUGGCUCAAGUGACAGACCUCCAAGCUGCAGUGGUAUACUUGGCAUCUGACGCCUCUGACUACAUGACAGGGCAUAACUUAGUCAUAGAGGGUGGUCAGAGUCUAUGGUAGAGAAAGUUUGCCUCUCGGAUUCAGUAACACUUUUAUUGACUGUUCCUAAAAUAUACCUGUUUUUAAUGAUUCAGUACAUUGGUAAAGGCAUGUACUGUACAUUUUAGGUAAUCAAAGGGUCCAGGAUAAGAACUCGUGUCUCAGUUGUACUGUAAGCUGUGUGUUAUUCAAACCUCACAUUACUGGGUCAGAUAAAGAGAGAUAUCCAAAAUGAACUAUUAGUGUGCCUUCAGGAACAGGGUUGGGAAACACUACUCUAUAGUGCAUUUUUUUGUAUGAGGUUUUCUUACAAUUGAACAAUUUUAUAAUAAACAUUACCUUUCACAA
Danio aesculapii is the source of this 2183-nucleotide messenger RNA. RefSeq lists its product as uncharacterized. Gene Ontology annotation, molecular function: O-methyltransferase activity; oxidoreductase activity, acting on the CH-OH group of donors, NAD or NADP as acceptor. The transcript is spliced from 11 exons. The coding region runs from base 201 to 1856 and encodes 551 amino acids. Lineage: Eukaryota; Metazoa; Chordata; Actinopteri; Cypriniformes; Danionidae. The record is from RefSeq and is a predicted model, not a curated record.